CGCCGGGGGCCGCAGCCCGACCGCGGGGCCAGGGGUGCUCCAGGCGGCUGCGCCCACGGAAGUUAGUGACUCCCGAACCCAAGUUUCUACCUGUGCGAACCGGGGCCGCGUUAUCACAGCCUGACCACAAAGGCAGCAGCUGCCCGCUCGAGCGGCUGCGCGUGGGUACCUAAAGAGCUGCCUGUGCGGUGGUAGUGAGUGCUCCCCGGCUUCAGAACGUCCGUUUAGUUCCGCGAUGGAGCCCCUUCAGUCAGGAACCGUGCUUACACGGUUCAGAAAGGUUCUUUGCUCCUGGCUUCAAGACGAGGCCACGCGUCGUCUGGACCGUAGACUGGAGUGGAAAUGGCCCUGUGCAUGGGGCAUCCUGAGUUCAACGUCCUGAAGUGCCUGGGCCCUCUUAAUGUCCUCUCACGCUUGGAAAUCACCCCGUUUUCUGGAGAUUUUUCAGUUUAAGUUUUGUUUUCACUGAUGAUGCUCUCGUGGAUUUAAAGAUUAUAGGGUUGCUUACAAACAUGAGUUUUCUUACAGAAAUCCAAAAUGUUCCAUUUUACUGGAAACUUUCCAUUUAUACAUCCCUAAGGCAUUUGUGAAACAUGAGACUUGCUUCGUUUACUGGGGCGUUUUGACAACUCCAAAAACUGUUUUGUUGUCCUAGCACAGAAUGUUCUGGUAGCCUUUUGUUUGCACUUCAAAGAUUAUAAGACUGAGAACAUUAAUUCAAGAGACAGGAGAUGUAGGAGAUCCGAUGAAAUCUCUUAAUUUGUAGGGGACAGGUUGAGGCUGCUUAAACUACGACCAGAAGAACUCAUUUGACACUUGGUUCAGUACUUAAUAACUCUGGAUUUUUUUUUUUCCAUGUAAAGGCCCACUUUUUAACAGCACUUUUAAACCACAGAUAUCCUAUCCAUUUCUGACACAUGCACAUCAUCUCCAUUAUCAACAUCCCCCACCGAGAAGGCCUACAUGAAUCCAAUAGCGAUGGCUCGAUCACGGGGUCCUAUCCAGUCUUCAGGGCCAACAAUCCAGGAUUAUCUGAACCGACCAAGGCCUACCUGGAAGUAAAGGAGCAGCUGGAAAAGAAAAAGAAGGGUUCCAAAGCUUUGGCUGAAUUUGAAGAGAAAAUGAAUGAGAAUUGGAAAAAAGAACUAGAAAAACACAGAGAGAAAUUAUUAAGUGGAAAUGAGAGCUCAUCCAAAAAACGACAGAGAAAGAAAAAAGAAAAGAAGAAAUCUGGUAGGUAUUCAUCUUCUUCCUCAUCGAGCUCUGAUUCUUCCAGCAGUUCUUCAGAUUCUGAAGAUGAGGAUAAAAAACAAACAAAAAAGAGGAAGAAAAAGAAGAGUCGUUGCCAUAAGUCUCCCGAGAGCUCAGUGUCGGACUCCGACUCGGACAGCAAGGAUGGUUCAAAAAAGAAGAAGAAGUCAAAGGAUGUGACUGAGAAAGAGAAGGACACUAAAGGACUCAGCAAAAAAAGAAAGCUGUAUGAAGACAGAGCGCUCUCCUCUGCGUCAUUGUCCGGGUCGGAUUGUGAAGAGGUGAGGCACGAAGGACUCUGUCAUCAUCGCUGUGUUUUCCCGUACCCUUCCAAUGCCGUAUUUGUAUCACUGUCCUUCUGGUUACGUGGAAGACGCUGUACAGAUAGAGUGUGCAAACUGAGGUCCAGUCUGGCUAAAGUAGGAAGAAGGGUCACACAUGCUGUUUGUUCAUUUGUGUCUUACAUGGACUGUCUGGGCACUGCCAAGGGAGCUGGUUUCUGGAGUCUGGCUUCGCUAGGCCUUUCUCCUUUGGCGUCCAUCUUGCCCAGCUGUCAGUCUGUCUGUCUGUCUACUCUGAUUCUCAACUCCCUGCUCCUUCUAUACCUUCCUUGUUUGGUUGUUCCUAUCUCCUUUUUUACUUCAUUGUUUUUGGUUUAUGAAAAUGACCCUCAGACCCAUCACACCAGCUGCCCCAUCUUAUAGCUGUAUGUUUUAUGCUCUUUGAAAUGAAACUCAUUGCUAAUAUAAGCUAGAUACACUAAUUUUUAUAUUACUGUCCCCUAAUAGAAGACAUGAAAGUAAGUAGCAGUGUGUAACCUGAUGAAGUUGUGUUUGAACAUAUAAGCACUCGAAUAUGAGACUGGAAGAUAAAAAGUCAGUUCAGGCUGGAGUUGGGACCUUCAGAAAUCUCUGCCUCCUGUCAUUUUCCAGAAUAGUGGACAGUAUUUAGACAAGCUUUCAGAGAGCUACCACCUAAUUGCAAGCAAACAUACCUACUGUUUAUGUCUGUUCCUUUAAUCCUUAGUCUUCUUAGAUUGUUGAUGACUUUUUUAUGUGUUGUCUCAUGUGUACAGUAUACAGUUAUCUAACAGGUAUACCAUACAACUCAAUAGUUAGGCAGUUUUUAUGGUCUAGUACUGUUAAUAGUUAACAUUUAGCCAGUAUAUAAAAAGGAAUGCUUAAUAAAAUAUCUUAUUUGUACUUAACAUUUAAUAUACACGGGUUUUAACAACUUUUGAUUUAAUUUGAAUUCAGUUCACCAUGCUUUAAAAGGUCAAAGGGAAAUACAGAUGAUACGAGCAUUGUUAUUUCCAAGGAUUUGAACCCGCUGCUCUAGAGAGUGCACUAUAUGUGUGACCACUUUGGCAGUGCAGAGUGCUAACAGUGAUUGAGCUGCAGCUGAGACUCAGGUGCUGGGCUGUGUUGUGCUAGUUAUGACACCUUCCCACAGUUGGCACUCCUCAGUUUUGGUGCUGAGAGACAAUGCAAGGGGAGCUCUUAGAAACACGUAAAGUCUUAGUUUACCAUUUUGUUAUUGAAACUAUUGAUAUAACAGGAGUCAUGAAAAUGUGAUUUUACAAUCAAAAUUUUCUACGUGUAACUCGAACAUGUAAGAUAAAUGCACUAAGUACAAAUUACGUUUGUCUUCUGUUCACACAAAUUUCACCUUCAUAGGUGCAAGCAAAAAGGAAGAAAAGCGGUGAAGAGCGCGAGAGAACAGCAAGUAUCUUUCAUUUUUACAGACAGCGGCAGACCCAGUGUUCUUAACUGUCACGUUAGUUCAGCUGGGACCAAGUGAAGUACUGGGGAUAGUGGUGUCCGUCACCUUUGUGACUUGAUGGGGAGAAGCAAGUAGGCUUAGGAGAGGGCAGCAAACAUCCCCUGACUUCAGUAUCUUACUGUUAGAAGCAGACGUUCAGAGCUGGCCAAAGUGGCGCACACCUGUAAUCCCAGCACUUGGGAGGCAGAGGCAGACGGAUCUCCGAGCUCAAGGCCAGCCUGGUCUACAGAAUGAGACCCUAUCAAGGAAAACAAAAAGAAAUACAACUUCAAGGGGCUGAUGAAAUGGCACAGUGGGUAAAGGUGCUUGCUGAUCUCUAGGACACCAGCUUAUCCUCUGACCUCCGUGUGCACCAUAACACACCUAUCCAUGCAAAAUAAAUAAAAAUAGAGUUAGAAAAUCAUAUGUAUAAUUUAUAUAUUUAAACACACGUAUGCUUCAACUUAUUUUUUAUUUGAUUUUUGCUUGUAUGAGUGUUUGCCUGAGUGUGUCUGUGGACCAUGGAGUUCAGAAAGGCACAGAACACCCUGUAACUGGAGUUUUUGCAUGGGUGCUGGCAGCUGAGUCCAGGUCCUCUGCAGGAGUAAGAAGUGCUCUUAACCAGGCCAGGCGGUGGUGGCACACUGCUUUAAUCCCAGCACUCAGGAGCCAAAGGCAGGCGGAUCUCUGAGUGUGACACCAGCCUGGUCUGCAUAGCAAGUUCCAGGACAGCCAGGGCUACACAGAGAACCCUUAUCUCGAAAAAAAAGGGAAAGAAAGAAAGUGCUCUUAACCACUGAGCCAUCUCUCCAGCUCUUACUUAACUUUCUUAAGCGAUAAUUAAAUACAGUGGUUUCCUCAGUCUUCUAAAAGAAAGUAUUUUCAGGUCAGCCAAACCUAGAAUAAUAGAAAAGGCUUCUCAAAACAUUAGCAGCAGUGAGAACUGCUGGUAACAUGCAUUAGCAGCAGUGAGAACUGGAAGUGGUAACAUGCAUGUUUGUUGGGUUUUGGUUUUUCCAGAGUUUCUCUGUGUAGUCCUGGCUGUCCUGGAACUCACUCUGCAGACCAGGCUGGCCUCUAACUCAGAGAUCUGCCUGCCUCUGCCUCCUGAGUGCUGAGAUUAAAGGUGUGUGCCACCCCCCCACCAUAUUCUUUUUAAAACCAGCUCUGCCAUUAUGCAAAUUGAGAAAUAGGAAAAGAGAAAGAAGAAAAUUUAAGAGAAUGGGAAUGUAUCCAAAUGAGAAGCAGGCCAAAAGAGGAAAAUAGCUGAUACCUUCAGAGAGUAGUACAGACCAUAUCUGGGAAGUAGUGUCAGGGUCUUCUGUAUAAGCGUGGGCCUUGGAAGGCACUCUCUUAAGGAGAGGUAAAAGAAAAAAAUGAGGAUAUCCCCAGUUGUAGGGUUAGGGUAAACUUUUCCUAGAACUUUGUGGCUCUUAAUACAAGGCCUUUCUCUGGAACUUGGGUUUACUUGGGUAUAAGUGAUUCCAAAAUCACUUUUAUGUGUUUUGUGACCACAGUGGCAAACAUUUUUUUCUGAGUGCGAAAAUAAUUUAGUUGACUGUUUUAGACUGUAGUUUAGAUUGAUUAAUUAGAAAAACCUGUGAUUAAGUCUAGUAUGUACUUGCGUACUGGUUUAUUCUUUGUACUGGUGUGUGUUUGUUACUCAGCAUCUACACUAGGCAUGGUCUAGUUCUUAGAGAUGCAGUUGAGUAUGAGAGAGGGGGAGACGUGUAUAUAUGGAGAAGAGUGAGCAGCUAAAGAAAGCCUCCCCAUGGCCUGAGGGUGUAAGUCAGUGGUAAUGUGCUUGCCUUACAUACACAAGGCCGAGGAGUCCAUCCCAGUACCACAAUACGUAAAUGUUCAAAUUGAAGAUUUUUGGCUUCUUUGUAAAAUUAUAUUCAAGUACAUGCUUUAAAAAGAAAAAAAGCUCUGGGGAGCCCAGAUGUGCCUUGGUGAUAGAGUGCUUGCUAUCUGUGCACAAAGCUGCUCCUCUGUCUUCAGCAGCAUCCCCAAGAAGGCAAGCUGCAAGGUUCUUCUGUAACAGUAGCAGAGGAGAGGGAGCUCUGCCUGCCUUGCCUGGGUACCACUUCUUCCUCCUGAAUAGCUAUACUAGUAGCCUGGAAUUUCUGCCUUUACUUCUGUAGCAGAAGCACUCAGAAGAGUUAGAGAUCAUCAAAACUCCAGCACCCUUUAUCCACUAAAAAUUUCACUCCUUUUCCAGGGCAGAGAUGUCCCUGUAAAAAUGGCAUUUGGUUGGAUGUGGUGGUUUGUGCCUGUAAUCCUAGCAUCAGGAGUUCAAGGUUCAAAGCCAGCCUAGGCUACAUGAAAUACUGUCUCAAAACAAAAAGAAGAAUAGUAAGCAUAUGUUUUAUUAAAUAAAAGAUACUUCUAAGGAUAUGUCAGUGUUAGUGGUUGGUAUUAGCAGCUAAAGUAGUGCUGCAGUCUGAACAGUACACAGUUUAUGUUCCAACUUAAAAAUAUUAGAUUACGUACUUGGACACACUAAAGCAGUUGUGGCUUGCUGUCUGUGAGUGUCCUGUGUUGGAACUGUAGUGCCUUUUCCUUUGGAAGUUGUGUAUAACAUGAGAUGUAGCGAUUGAUAGCAUGAUUCAGGUGAGUCUUCCAGAGAAGUUUCUAUUGGAAACUGCUAAUGUGCCUGUCUUUGAGACUCAGCAAGCACUCCUAGACUCCAUAGCUGUGGUUGUUGGGGCUUGUCUAGAACGUCCUAACUAGUUUGCUUGCUUCUCUGGUUGUUUAUGUAGCAGCUUGGGUGUAGAAGUGCUGAUGUUCCUCACUGGCGUGUUUUCAAUAGGCACAGUAGUGAUGCCUGCCGUGGAAUAUCUUUACAGGACAAAGCCAAGAAGAGAAGGAAGCAUAAGAAGCACAGCAAGAAGAAGAAAAAGAAGGCCGCGGGUUCAAGUUCAGAUUCAGCGUAGCCUCGGGAAGGAAGACCAGGGUCCCUUACAGAGUGCAAUGUCGAAGGAGCUCUCAACUGUGAAGAUUCUGACUAUGUAGUGACGUGCAUGAAUUCCCUUGUGUUUAGACUUUCCUGGACUAGUCAGUAGCCACUUGGAUACCGCUGUGUGAAGGGCCAUGAUUGUUGCCUGCUGCCUGAACACCUUUUCCUCUUCCAGUGCUUGGUGACUCUGGGGGACAGUGCUUUGCAGUCAUACUAGUGGUUAAGAUAUUUGGAAUAAAGCUAAUAUUUUUUACUAGAAGUACUUAAGGAUAAGUCAACAGAAACAGAAUCUGGGUCCAUCUUUAAGAUGUAACCAGAAAUAAUGAGAUGACUCUAGUAAAAAUUUUCAAAGUAGGGAUUACAUAAAUAUUUCACAAUCCUUACUCUGUAGAUAAGUAUUUUAGUUUUUCCCCACGUAUAUUUUGAUUUACUUGGGGAAGGAGCUUUUAAAGAGGGGGGUGGUUUGCUAUCUCUUUAGCUACCAGAACAGCGUGCCUUUGAUCUCACACUACUUUUGUGGACACAGUAGCCAUGCUUCCUGGGAGGUCAGAGCUGGGCGCCAUCAGUCCUGCCUUUGACUGAGGUUGAUGACAUCCAUAGACUUCUUCGUAUGCUGCUUUGAAUGCACCAGAGAUACCCAGCACUUUGCAGCAUGAGAAAGCCCCCAAAGCUCUGGAAUUUACCUCCACUUGAGUCAUAACUGAAUGUUUCUUAGGGUUAGAUGGUGUUAUGUCAUUUUAAUUCAUUUUACCUACACUUUGGAGAGGAAUUGUUUAGUAGACACUGGUACUUUCUGAACUGAUAGCUAACAAUUCUAAAGUGCAUGUUUUAUACAGGUUUUAACCAGUCAGAAGGUUUCUAUGUAGCCAGUGAUAGCUCCUUUAUGUUUUGUAUAGAUUUUGUUUAGGCUGCAGUGUUUAGCUUUUAACUCCAUACUCUUGCUGUCUUAAGUUCAUUACUAUGUUUAAUGGCACACUUACAAGAUAUUUAGCAUGUAAAAAGCAGGACUUUUGGUUUUAAUUUUUAACGGCUUCAUAUUGAAGCUGAGUCUUCCCCAAACAAGUUGAGUGGCAGGCCUGGUGUGCUGUAUCUUGUUACAUAAAGCUAUGCCAGAAUCUUAGUAAAUAGAAUGUUCUAAAAGUUUGUUGUCUUUGGAUAUUCAUAACAGAUUAUGACAUGUUAACUUACCUGAGAACUACAUUACUGCUCUUACUGUGUCAUGUUUUUCUGAGAUUUUUGUGCCUCAUAUCUCUGGGUUAUUAGGAAUGUUAAAAGGAAUUGAUAAGUCAUUUUCAUUUUACACUUUUAUAUAAUCAGGUAAUAUGAAAUAUAACGAUGUACAAUUUU
Molecule: messenger RNA, 7318 nt
Organism: Peromyscus californicus insignis
Lineage: Eukaryota; Metazoa; Chordata; Mammalia; Rodentia; Cricetidae
Gene: Fam133b
Product: family with sequence similarity 133 member B
Exons: 9
Coding region: 918-1955 (345 amino acids)
Source: RefSeq, a predicted model, not a curated record